This is a messenger RNA of Arachis duranensis, 6309 nucleotides long. RefSeq names its product callose synthase 5-like. The record is from RefSeq and is a predicted model, not a curated record. NCBI's taxonomy places the organism in Eukaryota, Viridiplantae, Streptophyta, Magnoliopsida, Fabales, Fabaceae. Gene Ontology annotation, cellular component: 1,3-beta-D-glucan synthase complex; plasma membrane. The transcript is spliced from 37 exons. Gene Ontology annotation, biological process: (1->3)-beta-D-glucan biosynthetic process. Gene Ontology annotation, molecular function: 1,3-beta-D-glucan synthase activity.
AUGUCGAAUCUCGAGCCGGCGGCUCCGCAGACGCUGGUACGGCGGCCGUCGAGGAGUGCAGCCAUGACAACGUUCUCGACGGAGGUGUUUGACGAUGAUGUCGUAGUGCCGUCGUCACUCGCCUCCAUCGCGCCCAUCCUACGUGUCGCCAAUGAAAUCGAAAGCGAGCGCCCUAGGGUUGCUUAUCUAUGUCGAUUCUAUGCGUUUGAGAAGGCACACAGGUUGGAUCAGAGCUCCAGCGGGCGUGGUGUGAGGCAGUUUAAGACGCUGUUACUUCAACGUUUGGAGAGGGACAAUGCGACAAGUCUUGCCUCCCGAGUUAAGAAGACAGAUGCAAGGGAAAUCCAGGCCUAUUAUCAACAAUACUAUGAGCACUAUGUUAGAGCUCUUGACCAAGGAGAACAAGCUGACAGAGCACAGCUUGGUAAAGCAUACCAAACUGCAGGGGUACUCUUUGAAGUGCUUUGUGCAGUUAACAAGACUGAGAAAGUUGAAGAAGUUGCUCCUGAGAUUAUUGCAGCAGCUAGAGAUGUCCAAGAAAAGACGGAGAUUUAUGCCCCUUUCAACAUUCUUCCAUUGGAUUCUGCUGGGGCUUCUCAGCAAAUUAUGCAGCUGGAAGAGAUUAAGGCAGCAGUUUCUGCUCUGUGGAACACCCGGGGGUUGAACUGGCCAAGUACGUUCGAGCAACACAGGCAGAGAAGUGGGGAUUUGGACUUGCUUGAUUGGCUUAGAGCCAUGUUUGGCUUCCAGAAGGACAAUGUCAGGAACCAAAGAGAGCACUUGAUUCUGCUUCUUGCUAACUCUCAUAUAAGGCUCAAUCCAAAACCUGAGCCUCUCAACAAGUUGGAUGACCGGGCUGUUGACGAAAAGAUGAAUGAACUCUUUAAGAAUUACAAGAAUUGGUGCAAGUUUUUAGGAAGAAAACAUAGUUUACGACUCCCCCAGCAAGGUCAGCAAGAGAUACAGCAGAGAAAGCUGCUAUAUAUGGGGUUAUAUCUUCUCAUAUGGGGUGAAGCUUCCAAUCUUCGUUUCAUGCCAGAGUGCCUAUGCUAUAUAUUUCACAAUAUGGCCUAUGAACUUAACGGUCUAUUGGCCGGAAAUGUUAGCAUUGUCACUGGUGAAAAUAUCAAACCUUCCUAUGGUGGUGAGGAUGAGUCAUUCCUUCGCAAAGUUGUAACUCCCAUAUACCGAGUUAUUGAAAAUGAAGCACAGCGGGGUAAAAAUGGAACUGCACCCCACUCAUCAUGGUGCAACUAUGAUGAUCUAAAUGAGUAUUUCUGGUCACCUGAUUGUUUUUCGCUUGGAUGGCCCAUGCGUGAUGAUGGUGAUUUUUUCAAGUCCACAUUUGUGUCACAGGGAAGACACGGUGCUCGUAAGAAAGCUGGGAAAACGGGCAAAUCAAAUUUUGUUGAGAGCCGUUCAUUCUGGCACAUCUUUCGCAGUUUUGAUCGUCUCUGGACAUUCUAUAUAAUGGCGUUGCAGGUUAUGAUUAUUAUUUCGUGGAACAAUACUCAAUUGAACGAACUCUUUCAAAAACCACUCUUAUUCAAACUCUCUAGUAUAUUCAUCACAGCAGCCAUACUACGCUUACUACAAGGUAUCUUGGACUUGGUUCUGAACUUUCCUGGGUAUCAUCGUUGGAGAUUCACUAAUGUACUACGGCUUUUACUGAAAAUAAUUGUUAGCAUACUUUGGGUCAUAGUUCUUCCACUGUUGUAUAUUGGUUCCUUCGAGAAUAAUAAUAAUGUCCCAGAGUUUAUCACGAAGAUACUUUCGUUCUUGGGUGAUACAAAGGGCCUUCCACAAUUGUAUUUAUUGGCAGUUGCAGUGUACUUGCUUCCCAAUGCAUUGACAGUAUUUCUCUUCUUCUUCCCAAUGCUCAGGCGUUGGAUUGAAAACUCAGACUGGCGUAUUGUAAGAUUCUUCAUGUGGUGGGCUCAGCCAAGAAUCUAUGUUGGAAGAGGAAUGCAUGAGAGUCAAUUUUCUCUCUUUAGGUACACAUUCUUUUGGCUGCUUCUUUUGGCUUCCAAAGUGGCAUUUAGCUAUUUCAUCCAGAUUAAACCUCUAGUGGAGCCAACUAAGGAGAUAAUGAGGAUUCGCCAUGUUGAUUAUGCUUGGCAUGAGUUUUUCCCUAAUGAAAAUCAAUUAAGAAGAUAAAUCAUUAUUCUCAUUAUUCACGUCAUGGCAACAUCUCAGUUCACAUUUAUGAAUAUACAGGUCUAUUUCAUGGACACUCAAAUUUGGUAUGCCAUUUUCUCAACUUUGUCUGGUGGUGUUGUUGGAGCCUUUGAUCGUUUAGGAGAGAUUCGAACUUUGACCAUGCUAAGAUCACGGUUUCAGUCAUUGCCCGGCGCAUUUAACGCAUUCUUGGUCCCUACUGACAAAAACCAGAAGAGGAGAUUCUCUUUGUCAAAGCGUUUUGCUGAGGUUACUCCCAGUAGAAGGGUUGAAGCUGCUAAAUUUGCUCAAUUAUGGAAUGAAAUUAUCUGUAGUUUCCGUGAGGAAGAUAUCAUAAGUGAUAGGCAAGCCCUUAGAACCAAACUCUAGCUAUUUGCAAAAUCACUUAUUGGGGUCUAACCUCUCAGUUCACAUCACUGCAGGGAGAUGGAUCUUUUGAUGGUUCCUUACUCAUUAGACCCUAGCUUGAAAAUAAUUCAAUGGCCACCAUUUUUGCUUGCAAGCAAGAUUGCUGUAGCACUAGAUAUGGCAGCUCAAUUUCAUGGAAAGGACUCUGAUCUUUGGAAGCGCAUUUGUCAUGAUGAAUAUAUGAAAUGUGCUGUCAUUGAAUGCUAUGAAGCUUUUAAGAAUGUUCUAAAUACUUUGGUGGUUGGUGACCUUGAGAAAAGGACAAUCUCCGUGAUCUUCAAGGAAGUUGAGAACAGCAUCUCCAAGAAUACCCUUCUUACAAAUUUCCGAAUGGCAUUUUUGCCCAACCUUUGUAAGAAAUUUGUUGAGCUUGUUGAAAUUUUGAAAGAUGCAGAUCCUUCGAAGCGAGGAACAGUGGUAGUCUUAUUGCAAGAUAUUUUAGAAGUAUUUACCCGUGAUAUGAUGGUGAAUGACAUUAGUGAGUUAGCAGAACUUAAUCAUAGUAGCAAGGACACUGGAAGGCAACUUUUUGCUGGUACUGAUGCAAGACCGGCCGUGUACUUCCCUCCUGUGCUUACAGCACAAUGGGAGGAACAGAUUAGACGCCUGCAUUUACUUUUGACAGUGAAGGAGUCUGCUAUGGAGGUCCCAACAAACCUUGAGGCACGCAGAAGGAUUACAUUCUUCACCAAUUCAUUGUUCAUGGAUAUGCCGCGUGCUCCAAGGGUUCGCAAAAUGCUCUCAUUCAGUGUCAUGACUCCAUACUAUAGUGAAGAGACUGUCUAUUCCAAGAAUGACCUUGAGGUUGAAAAUGAGGAUGGUGUGUCAAUCAUAUAUUACCUGCAAAAGAUCUACCCUGAUGAAUGGAACAACUUCAUGGAGCGACUUGAUUGCAAGAAAGAUAGCGAGGUCUGGGAGAAAGAGGAGAAUGUGUUGCAAUUACGUCACUGGGCCUCGUUAAGAGGACAAACUCUUUGCCGGACAGUUAGGGGAAUGAUGUACUACAGGCGAGCUCUUAAGCUCCAAGCUUUUCUUGAUAUGGCUAAUGAAAGGGAGAUACUGAAUGGCUAUAAGGCUGUUACUGUUCCAUCCGAGGAAGAUAAGAAGAGUAAGAGAUCUCUGUAUGCCAGUAUCGAAGCUGUUGCUGACAUGAAAUUCACAUAUGUCGCCACGUGUCAGAUCUAUGGUAAUCAGAAGCGCAGCGGAGACCGCCGGGCAACAGACAUAUUGAAUUUGAUGGUUAACAAUCCUUCCCUUCGUGUGGCUUAUAUUGAUGAAGUUGAAGAAAGAGAAGCCGGAAAAGUACAGAAGGUUUAUUAUUCUGUGCUAGUCAAAGCUGUGGACAACCAUGACCAGGAAAUAUAUAGAAUAAAAUUGCCAGGUCCACCCAAGAUAGGAGAAGGAAAACCUGAAAAUCAAAAUCAUGCUAUCAUUUUCACUAGAGGGGAAGCUCUUCAGACAAUUGACAUGAACCAGGAUAAUUACUUGGAAGAAGCUUUGAAAAUGCGUAACCUUCUAGAAGAAUUUAAUGAGGAUCAUGGCGUUCGUCGACCUACUAUACUAGGUGUUCGUGAGCAUAUCUUCACUGGCAGUGUUUCUUCCUUGGCUUGGUUUAUGUCAAAUCAAGAAACAAGUUUUGUCACUAUUGGCCAAAGAGUUCUUGCAAGACCCCUAAAGGUUCGGUUCCACUAUGGUCAUCCUGAUGUUUUUGAUAGAAUUUUCCAUAUCACCCGUGGAGGUAUCAGCAAGGCUUCUCGUGUAAUAAAUCUUAGUGAAGACAUUUUUGCUGGAUUCAACUCCACACUAAGGCGUGGAAACAUUACUCAUCAUGAAUACAUCCAAGUUGGAAAGGGUAGAGAUGUUGGUCUCAAUCAAAUCUCACUCUUUGAAGCAAAGGUGGCCUGUGGUAAUGGAGAACAGACACUUAGCAGGGAUGUCUACAGGCUGGGGCAUCGUUUCGACUUUUUCCGCAUGCUAUCAUUCUAUUUCACAUCUAUUGGAUUUUACUUCAGCUCAAUGGUUGUGGCCCUCACUGUUUAUGCAUUCUUGUAUGGCAAACUUUACCUGUCACUGAGUGGACUUGAGGCUGCAAUAGUUAAGUUGGCAAAUAGAAGGGGAGAUGAGGCACUGAGGGCAAUAAUGGCUUCACAAUCCCUUGUUCAAAUAGGGCUAUUAAUGACUUUGCCCAUGAUCAUGGAAAUAGGACUUGAGAGAGGUUUCAGAUCCGCUAUGGGAGAGAUGAUAAUAAUGCAGUUGCAGCUAGCACCCGUUUUCUUCACUUUCUCUCUUGGAACCAAGUUGCACUACUACGGACGCACUCUUCUUCACGGAGGUGCAAAGUACAGAGCAACUGGUCGUGGCUUCGUUGUUCGCCACGAGAAGUUUGCUGAGAAUUACAGGCUGUACUCUAGGAGUCACUUUGUGAAAGGGAUUGAGCUUUUAAUAUUGCUCAUAGUUUACAGGGCUUAUGGUUCGGCAGCAAUUGGUGGAGCUUACGCUUUCCUUUCAUGGUCAAUGUGGUUCUUGGUUUGUUCUUGGCUGUUUGCUCCUUUCCUUUUUAAUCCAUCUGGAUUUGAGUGGCAGAAGAUAGUUGAAGACUGGGAUGACUGGAAGAAAUGGAUAAGUAGCCGAGGUGGCAUUGGUGUUCCUGGAAAUAAAAGCUGGGAAUCAUGGUGGGAUGAGGAACAAGAGCAUUUGCAAUACACUGGGUUCAUGGGAAGGUUUUGGGAGUGUUUCCUAGCCCUGCGUUUCUUUGUCUAUCAAUAUGGCAUUGUGUAUCAGCUCCAUAUAUCAAGAGGCGACAAGAGCAUUGUGGUUUACGGUCUGUCCUGGCUUGUCAUAGUAGCUAUCAUGAUCACCUUGAAGAUUGUGUCCUUGGGAAGCAAGAAGUUUAGCGCAGACUUCCAAUUGAUGUUCCGUCUUCUCAAAUUCUUCCUAUUUGUUGGAACCGUUGUCGCCUUUACCUUAAUGUUUGUCUUGCUAGGUCUCACCGUUACUGACAUAUUUGCCAGCCUCUUAGCCUUUUUUCCAACAGGCUGGGCUCUUGUACAGAUAGCACAAGCAUGCAGGCCUAUUGUGAAGGCCAUAAGAAUGUGGAGUUCUGUCAAAGCUUUAGCAAAAGGCUACGAAUAUCUGAUGGGAGUUAUUAUCUUUGCACCUGUUGCUGUAUUGGCAUGGUUCCCUUUUGUAUCAGAAUUUCAAACUAGGCUUCUAUUCAACCAAGCUUUCAGUAGAGGGCUUCAAAUCCAGCGUAUUUUAUCUGGCGGUAAGAAGAAUAAGUAAAGAAUCAUCCAAACACCUUUGUGGCAAAUUGUUGCUGACAGAAUAUGAGAUAAGAGUACAUGCAAAUUGGGAAAUCAAAACAAAUUUACAUGAUCAAAGAGCACAUGCUGCGGUUAGAUUAUUGUAUUGUAGAAAUGGCCAGUUGAGUCAUGGUUUUUGGAGGGGGAGUUCAGCCAGCAUUUUGUUCAUAAAUUAUUUUAUUGCAAAAGAAUUAUAUCUUGAUUCUAAAGUAUCAUAAAAUUUCAUCUUCAAUUCUUCAUUCUUGUUAUUCUUUUUAAUUUUAGGAAAGGAAGAAUUGAAUGUGAACUUUUGUAUGUACCCUAUUGAUUCUGUACUCUAAUAUUCCUAAUUCUGACUUUUCAGCUUUUAGAGUCAGAAGGGCAAGUUUUAUUUGUGGGGUGUUUGUAACUCAAUGAAAAAUGAGAAUUCUCCAAAAGUUUG